Molecule: messenger RNA, 1170 nt
Organism: Laccaria bicolor S238N-H82
Lineage: Eukaryota; Fungi; Basidiomycota; Agaricomycetes; Agaricales; Hydnangiaceae
Exons: 10
Coding region: 1-1170 (389 amino acids)
Source: RefSeq, a predicted model, not a curated record
AUGUCCGGCCUCCCAGAAAUUGUUCCGAACUUCCAAGCUUCUCUACCAAAGAAUAAAACCCGCUUGAUUGACAUCAUAAUUCAGCUAGCAUGGAUGAGCACCAUCAGGCUGUGGGAGCAGAAGCAUUUCAUAAGUUUGAAAGCUUUGAACUUUGCCAAUGCCGCUUGUCAAAUGGGAAGCUCUGUUGCGAUUAUUUCUUCUGCUUACCGACUUCGAGAAUGUCUGGCUCAAAUUCUUUACCUCUAUCAGGAGAACACUGCUGACCUUUUUCCAAAAAAAAUUGCGCACAUUUCUCAUGAAUCAAUUAUGGAAUUUCGUGCACCAGAACGAUGCACAAGGCAUGGCCAAUUCCGAUACCCCGCAGUGCAACAAAUAAUACAAUACAUAUAUGAUCUCACUGAUGAAAUGGGUGAGCAUAUUGAUGGCAUAACUUCAUCUCUCUGCAUGUUCAUUGAUGUUGGUGUUCCAAUUAUUUGUUUUCUUACCAGCUGGAACACAACACUGUCUCUGAUGCUGUCAACUCUAUGUGGUUUGCAUCAAUGGUCUUUAGCAUUGCAGCAGCUGUUAAUAGCCUCCUGGGGCUCACAUGGAAACAAGCAAUGUAUCCUUCAUAACAGCUACUCUCACAACUGUGCUUACUACCAUUACCUCAUUCAGCCUCACAGCUGUCUCUGCAUGAAAUGGCUCAGUGAUGUGCUUAUUGAGAGCAUAGAACAGUUUGUGCAGACCCCAGUGGUGGGCUGGAUUCAAAUGGUCAUUAAAUUUCUGAGUCACAACAUUGAGAAGAUCUGGGCAGUGCUCUUGUCACUCUACAAAUGGCUCAGGAACAUUUGCUCCUUGAGCAAAUUAGACAAUGAAGGCAACAAUUUGGAAGCUAAUGGUGUGCCUACUACUAGCAACAGCAGCCCUAAUCAUCUUCCCUCCCACUUGGAGCCAUCAAACCCUAACUUAGGAUGUCUAGCAUUUCUGACAACAUCUUCUGGUCAUCCUGGACCUUAUGACAGGAAGAAGGCCAUCAUUGAGCCUGUCACUGUUCUCAAAUCCUGUAUAUCAACAUUGGCACCAAAGCUUGCAGCUCUAGAAGCUACUCAAGAUUUAGCUGCACACAACACACUUGUGCAUCACCUAGAGUUCUCUCCUGAUGGGACAUUCUUAGCCUCCUCAAGGUGA